Erythranthe guttata (spotted monkey flower) is the source of this 4010-nucleotide messenger RNA. Lineage: Eukaryota; Viridiplantae; Streptophyta; Magnoliopsida; Lamiales; Phrymaceae. The record is from RefSeq and is a predicted model, not a curated record.
AAUAUUAUAUUUCUUAAAUAAUUAGAUCCAAUUGAAUAAAUAAAUUAGGUAAAAAUGUGGUAAUCAUACGAAUUAACAAAAGAACAGGGAUUCAUAUUAACGCCGACCAAAUUAAUUAAAAUCAUAAAUUGUGUAGAAGACUUUAUUUAUCUACCAAACUAAGAAAUGGUAAUAGGAUAUGCAAUUAAUAUUAAUAAAAGCAAGGAGAAUUAUUACACAUUACCAUAAUAAAGGUCACAUAAUCUGCCCAUAUUAAAAGAUUGUGUCAGUAAAACCGACGGUUCACCUAUAUAAAUCUACAUAAUGGCGUUUCCGUAAUUUAACUCAAAACGAAAGGAUAUUUAAUUUAAGUACACACAAAUGACGAGUCCUGCCCUUUUCAGUCCUAGGCGAAGCCGUCACGUCAAGUAGAAACUAGGGAGAUAUUCCUAUUGUUGGGUAAAACUGUGCACCUCCUUCGUAAGGGUAUAUUUGUCAUUCAUUAUAUUUAUUUAUAAAUAAAUAUAAACGCAAGAUUCAUCAGUGUCUGUAUGUAUAGUGUGUAUGUAUAGGUUAGCAGAGCAUUACAGAAACGUUUACAGUACACAAAAAAUGUAAUGCCGGCUCCUACUUAAUUAUCGACACUUUCUAUCUCACACAGUUCACGCACUCGUUUUGUUUCUGCUUUUUUUUUUUUUCUUUUGUUUCGCUCUCUGCUUUUUCAGUUUCAUUGUUUAAUUUAUUCAAUUUUUCGUCUUUUUGUUUGUCUCUCUCAUACAGACCUUCCCACAAAAGCCACAAACGGAAACUAUUUCACCGGACAAAAAAAAAAAUAAAUUAGGCCGGAAAAUGCUGCCGGAGCUGGGUGUUGCAGCUAUAUGCAUCAAUUUUUCUAGCCAUAGUUUAGGUUAGUAAACCAAUCAAUUGUUUUGUUCGUCGAUAUAGAGAGUCACUAUUUUGUUUAAUUUCCAGAAAAAAAAAUUAGGGGAAAAUGCCGGAGACACUGUUAUGCGUAAAGCCAGCCGAAAAUGGGGAGAAGAAUUCAUACGAAGAGAAUUUCGAUAGAGAAGAUGAGAAAUUAUUGGAGAAUGCGACAACCACAACGACGCCGAGAUCAGUCAUAAUUGUUCCCCGGAGCAAAUCUCAAGCCACCUGCCGGAGAGUAGCGCCGACUUCAGUUCCCGAGAGCAACGGAGCCAUUGUUAUCGAGAAGCAUCUCCCGAAUGGGGAUCUGUACAUCGGAACAUUCUCGAACAACACCCCUCACGGAUCGGGAAAAUACCUGUGGAGAGACGGGUGCAUGUACGAAGGGGAGUGGAAGAAGGGGAAAGCGAGUGGCAAAGGCAAAUUCUCCUGGCCGUCGGGCGCAACUUUUGAAGGCGAAUUCAAGUCGGGUCGGAUGGAGGGAACCGGUACUUUUAUCGGGUCCGACGGAGAUAUGUACAAAGGCUCGUGGUCGGGGGAUCGGAAACAUGGGUACGGGGUUAAGUAUUACGGUAAUGGGGAUUAUUACGAAGGGCAUUGGAAAAAGAAUCUGCAAGAUGGGCAAGGUAGAUACCUUUGGAGGAAUGGGAAUGAGUAUAUUGGGGAGUGGAGGUGUGGGAAUAUUCAUGGUAGGGGUGUUUUGGUCUGGAAUAAUGGGAAUCGAUACGAUGGGAAUUGGGAGAAUGGUGUUCCCAAAGGGAAUGGGGUUUUCACUUGGCCCGAUGGAAGCUGCUAUAUCGGAUGCUGGUCGAACGAUUCGUCUAAAAAUAGCAACGCAACUCAAAUCUUGAAUGGGACUUUUUACGCUGCUCAUAAUGCCAAGAGUGGCGAUAAUGGUAACGACGGGGGUUUGAAGGGGUACUUUAGUCAUAAAUUAUCGGCGCCGUUGAUGGUGGUGGGGGAGGAUAGUUUGGAGUUGAUUGUUGGAGGAGGCGAUGGCGGUGGUGGUGGUGGGGGGAAGAAGAGGUCGUCGGAUGGGAUGGGGGAAAGGGCAUUUCCGAGAAUUUGCAUUUGGGAAUCAGAUGGGGAAGAAGGUGAUAUAACUUGUGAUAUUAUUGAUAAUACAGAGGCUUCUAUGAUGUAUAGAGACGGGUUUGUGUUCGAUCGAGAUGGGUUGCGGCAGUUUAGGAGGAAUCCCUACUCUCUCAGUGGGGAAGCCAAGAAGCCUGGUCAUACAAUAUCGAAAGGGCAUAAGAAUUACGAUUUGAUGCUCAAUCUCCAAUUGGGUAUUCGGCAUUCAGUGGGGAAGCAUGCUUCAACGAUACGCGAUCUUAAACUGAGUGAUUUUGAUCCUAACGAAAAGUUUUGGACUAGGUUCCCUUCCGAGGGAUCAAAACUUACGCCACCUCACCAAUCGUUCGAGUUUCGAUGGAAGGACUAUUGUCCUCUGGUUUUUAGACAUUUAAGGGAGCUAUUUCAAGUCGAUCCUGCAGAUUAUAUGUUAGCCAUUUGUGGAGACGAUGCUUUGAGAGAGCUUUCAUCGCCCGGGAAAAGUGGAAGUUUCUUUUACUUGACACAGGACGAUAGGUUCAUGAUCAAGACAGUCAAGAAAUCAGAAGUCAAGGUGCUUAUCAAGAUGCUUCCAAGUUAUCACAAGCAUGUAUGUCGUUACGAAAAUUCUCUCGUAACUAAAUUCUUCGGUGUCCAUUGUGUCAAACCAGUGGGGGGUGUCAAGACUCGGUUUAUUGUGAUGGGUAAUAUGUUCUGCUCAGAAUAUCGAAUUCAUAGGAGAUUCGAUUUGAAAGGAUCUUCCCAUGGCCGAACAACUGAUAAACCCGAAGAGGAGAUUGAUGAAACCACAACCCUCAAAGACCUUGAUUUAAAUUUUUUAUUUCGGCUUCAAACCAAUUGGUAUCAAGAACUCAUCAAACAAAUCGAGCGCGACUGUGAGUUCUUGGAGGCAGAGAGAAUUAUGGAUUACAGUCUCCUAGUGGGCUUACACUUUCGCGACGAUAGUACUAAAGACAAAAUGGGAUUAUCACCUUUUCUAUUGCGUACAGGGAAGAGUGAUACUUAUCAAAGUGAAAAGUUCAUGCGUGGGUGUCGUUUUCUUGAAGCAGAACUACAAGAUAUGGACCGGGUUUUAGCGGGCAGGAAACCCUUGAUCAGGCUAGGGGCGAACAUGCCUGCUAGAGCAGAGCGUGUUGCUCGAAGGAGUGAUUUCGAUCAGUACACUCCCGGUGGAUUUGGCAAUUUGAUACCCUCACGAAGCGGCGAAGUUUACGAAGUAGUCCUCUACUUUGGUAUAAUCGACAUUUUACAAGACUACGAUAUCAGCAAGAAGCUUGAGCAUGCGUACAAAUCCUUGCAGGUGGACCCCACCUCGAUUUCGGCCGUCGACCCGAAAUUGUAUUCUAGAAGGUUCCGGGAUUUCAUUGGAAGAAUAUUUAUUGAGGACAGGUGAUACAAUUGAGAUUAUAUUAUAUGGUUCUCUGAAAAGGGUAUCGUGAGGUGUUUUCGAUUGAUUCUUGAACGAAUCGAACCACCUUGGAUACGAGAACAAGCAUAGCCAGCCUAACGGAUAACAAACGGAAUGGCCGAGUUUUAUCGGAUUAGCUAUGGUUGAGGGGGGGUAGUAAUAUUUUUGGUAUCAAGUGCCAAAAAAAUGUGAAGAGAUAGUAACAUGGAACAGAGAUUCUGUGAAGAAAAGAUUCAAAAUAUGGGAGGGGUUUUUUGAAUAAUGCAGUGUACAGUAGUAUACAAGAAAAAUAGUGCCAUGGAUUAUUAAUUAAGUUUAUAUAUAUAUAUAUAUAUAUAUGUAUGUUUUUUUUUGGGGGGGUGAGAAAUCAAAGUUUCUGGUGGGUAAAUGGAAGUCUUUAAACCCCACUCUACUCUGUGCUUUCUUUAAUAAUGUAGUACAAUGUAGUCGCUCUCAUUCUCUCUCUAGACUAGAGAGAGAGAGAGAGAGAGGGACAUUUGCUUUUCUUGUGAUUGCAGUGAAAGAGAUGGGGGGCGGGGGAGGGGGGCCCUUUUUUGGGGGGCAGUUAUAAAACUUAUAAUAAACCUAAAAAGCAGAGAAAGCAAAGAUGAGCUGGUGUUUCUUCUUC